AUGAAACGCUAUAAUUUAAGUGCUCUAAUUCUGGUAUUUGCCUGCUAUUUACCUCUAAUUUUUACGGCUGAAAAUUCUACCGUACCCCACCUGGAAAAUAGCAAUUUUUAUUUGAAUCUAACGACUACGGUAUUGGACAAUCGCCGAAAAAUCCCGAACAUCGAAAAAGACUACUUUGAAGACACGCAGGGCCUGAAUUGCAUCUACGGAAUACAGGGUACAUUUGACGGCGAGGCGCUAGAAGUGCCCGAGCAGUACAAGGAAUGCGACGAUCAAACAAAGUACUGCCAAAAAAUCUCCGCGCAUUACGUGUCGGUGGCCGAGAUCACGAAAAUCACGAUGCGCGGCUGUGAUCGGAUGACGAUCGAGGAAAAUUCGCAGAUACCGUACCAUCCCAUAAGAUGCAAAAAAGCCGGCUGCAGCGAGUAUAAAUCGGAAUUUGACCACGAAAUCUACCACGUGUGCUGCUGCAAUACUGAUUUUUGCAAUGGCGUAGAACCGAUUCAU
This is a messenger RNA of Mesorhabditis spiculigera, 507 nucleotides long. Lineage: Eukaryota; Metazoa; Nematoda; Chromadorea; Rhabditida; Rhabditidae. The record is from the annotation of a GenBank genome assembly.